Molecule: messenger RNA, 1610 nt
Organism: Syngnathus typhle (broad-nosed pipefish)
Lineage: Eukaryota; Metazoa; Chordata; Actinopteri; Syngnathiformes; Syngnathidae
Gene: pglyrp2
Product: peptidoglycan recognition protein 2
Exons: 4
Coding region: 7-1458 (483 amino acids)
Biological process (GO): defense response to Gram-positive bacterium; detection of bacterium; peptidoglycan catabolic process
Molecular function (GO): peptidoglycan binding; peptidoglycan immune receptor activity; zinc ion binding
Source: RefSeq, a predicted model, not a curated record
GCCAAGAUGGCGUUUUUUCGAGUCGCACUCUUCCUGUUGCCGUCAUUCUACUACUUCACUUUAAUAUCAUGCAGGCCGGCAGGUGUCCACCUGCGGAGCAUGGACAACUUCAUCGAUGCGGUGCGACAGGUGGAAGAAUCCAACCCGGGUCUGUCCCCACUGGCGCUCGUAAGAGCCUUGCGCAGGACCGCCGGCCAUGAUGACGCCAUGACCAUCCACUUCCUGGGGGCUUGGAAUAACCUCACGGAUGCGGAAGGGCUAGAGACGGCCAUCCUCAACGCCUCGUCCUUCAGCUUCUUCGACAAGGCAGUCCACCACAUCGUAACGGACAGCGGCGAAGAGCGAGGGGUGACGCUUACCCGGGACGGCACCACGGUCGCCCUGGCACCUUUGCUGCUGGGGAUCGAAUCCGGACUCAAAGCCAAGUUGGAGUCGACCUCAGCCGUUGGACUCUUUCCUCUCACCUUGGGAAGGACACUUGGGUUAACCUUUCUCAGCCUCCAGGACAUCCCAGUGUCCAAUCGCCUGGGGCCUGAUGGGUGCUGGGACAGUGUGGAGCGCCCCAAAGUGUUCAAACUCUCUUGGCCUGCCACCCUGGCCACAGACGCAGUUAUAAGUGGGGGCAUGGAUGGAGUAAUACUGGGCACGGACAUCAGCCGAGUCCCCAAAUCUGAAAAGCCACGUGCGCUGAGUGAGACCCUCAAAGAAUACUACAGUUUUACCCUGAACGCAAGCCAGGGUCUUGAUACCUUGCCGAGCCAUGUUAGUCCACGGCGUAGGGAGAUCUCUCGAUCCAUUCUGGAGCCCCUUGACCUUCAGAAGGAGCUGAUGGACACGCUUGAACUAGUCUGGAAGUUGGAGAAGACGGAGUGGGUGGCUUUGGACACAGGAGUCAACGAGGCGGUGAAGAAGGGACUAGAGGCAUUUGUGCACAAGUACUGGGAUUGUCCUCAAAUCAUCUCUCGCUGCCAGUGGAGGGCAAAGGCUUACAAGGGAACCCCCAUCCCACUGUCUUUACCCCUUGACUUUCUCUACAUUCACCACACCUAUGAGCCCUCGCAGCCGUGCCUGUCCUUCUCGGAGUGUUCCCGGGACAUGAGAGCCAUGCAGCGUUUCCACCAGGUGGUCCGCAACUGGAGUGACAUUGGAUACAGCUUCGUGGUUGGCUCGGACGGUUACGUCUACGAAGGCCGGGGCUGGAACAUCCUCGGCACGCAUACGCGAGGACACAACAGUCUCGGAUUCGGCGUAUCGAUCAUCGGCAACUACACGUCAACUCUUCCGUCGCUUCACGCCCUGGACCUUGUACGCCGCCGCUUGACGCGCUGUGCGGUGGGCGGGGGGAAGCUCGUGGCCAAUUACACCGUCCACGGCCACAGGCAGACGGUCAACUACACGUCUUGCCCCGGAGAUGCGUUCUUUAAUGAAAUUACACAAUGGGAUCAUUUCAGACGUUGAUUGGCACGUUGAAACCCGAGAAGGCGUGCUGACCAUCGGAGAGUUUCCUGCGCUAGGUGUCAAUUGGAUUUAGCUUUCCCCUUCUGUGUCAAAGUCUGCAAAGCGUGCAUGUGUAUAUAGUUCCAAAUAAAGUGGUUUAUUCUGAACUCGGC